This is a messenger RNA of Physella acuta, 4171 nucleotides long. Its product is annotated as adhesion G protein-coupled receptor L4-like. Gene Ontology annotation, cellular component: plasma membrane. The record is from RefSeq and is a predicted model, not a curated record. Gene Ontology annotation, biological process: cell surface receptor signaling pathway; G protein-coupled receptor signaling pathway. Gene Ontology annotation, molecular function: G protein-coupled receptor activity. NCBI's taxonomy places the organism in Eukaryota, Metazoa, Mollusca, Gastropoda, Physidae.
CAUAGGGCAAGGGAAGAAAGCACACAACUACGUGAGGUCACGUUUACUGGAGUUUUAAUAUUGCAUUCAGCGUUUUGAAACUUAAGUGAAGUUUAGUAGAAACGUACGACAAAAAAAGGUCCUAGAGAUCUGGUGAACUAGUGCUCCGUCACGUCAAAAAAAAAAAGGAAAACUUCAGAGGUCCUUCACGACAACAUGCAUGUGUUCUGGCCAAUCAUCGUCAGCUCGUUUGUGACUUUAGUUUACACACAAGAUAGCAGUGAAUGUCCAGAAAACUACGUAAAGAUACACCGAAGUUGCUACAAGUUUGUCACAGAUGGCGACAGUACUGCCGAGUGGGCGGAGUCACCCGAUGGUUGUGAUGGUAACAAUCCGGUGCUGGUACAGACUGUGGCUGAGAUGAAUAAACUAGAAGAGUACAUGAACAAAAACAAAUUUGCUGCCGGCAAAUAUUGGGUCGGUAUAAGGAAAGACACAGCCAAGGGAGACAAACCAAAAUGGUUGGACAACUCGGAUGUUGCUCAACCAAUAACGAAACCCAACAGAAGAAGAUACGACUGCAGUGCACUAAAUUUACAACCCAACCAGUUUCAACUUGUUCUACAUGACUGUGACGACACACUGCCCUACAUCUGUGAAUACACCCAAUUUACUGCCCGCCCCCAAACCGCCACCACAACACCAGACAUGCAGAUAGCAGACAGCAGCGUGCUAUCCACAGGAACUAUCCGCCUCGACCCAUCCAUCCCAAAAUCUGCCACCCCUGGAAACGUCAACAACACGUCAGCAACACAAGGAACAACCAAACCAUCAGUCUACGUCCCUCCACCAACAGAAAACAUCCCUACAGUCAACACACGCAAAGUUCCAGAAGUUUCUCAUAAGGAAAAAGUUCCAGGAGUCUCAAGUCAUGUCACCAACACUACCACAACACCAACCACCACACCAACCAGCACACCAACCACCACACCAACCACCACACCAACCGGACCUACCAAGAGAACAACCACCACACCUGCCAGCACUACCACCACCAGCUCUGUAGAAACCAAACUAAAAGCUUAUAAAAACUGCUACAUCCCGAGUUUUGGCUCCAAUUUAAUGGAACAAUUAAUCACUGCUGAAACUUUUUACACCAACCCCCGUGUGUGUCCCAACACAACCAUUGGCUCAGUCAACUGGCCAUCUACACUUCCUGGUCAAACAGCUCAAGUCCGCUGUAAAAACAGAAAAGGUACAGCGACGUGGGCCUGUAGCCAACAGGAGACAAAAAUCUGUUGGAUUGGUCAGCCUGAUGUUUCUGGGUGUGUGGAUGAGAAGCUGCAGAAAAUAUUGAACCUGGUUAGACUAAUAGAAACACAAGCAACAAAUGAAUCGAAACCAACAGAGCCGCCACCUAGCGGUAAAGAAGUGGUAGAGAUGACGUCACAGAUUAAAGAAGUGACGACUAACAAAGAAACAACAAUGGAGGACGUGUUGGUCAUGUCCAGAGUUCUAAUGUUGGUCACCAAGAAAAAAGACAACGCUCCUCCCAAAGACAUCCAGCAGAUUAAGGAUAUUGUUGAUAAUGUCAUCGCAGCAGGAAGUAAUCUCGUCUCCACCAACAAAUCAGCCAUGUGGGAGGAAAUGACGCAGGUAGAUAAGGUCAACUCGGCAUUAACACUUCUGGUUGCCAUGGAGACAGCGACGUUAGCCAUGGCAGAUGAAAUUAAGCAACCGAUUGUGAUAACUAAACAAGAUGAGAAUAUCGACCUAAAACUGCAUGUGAUCAGUGAAGACACGUUCACCAAGGAGAACAAGACAGAACUGGUAUACACAACUGACCAAUCAGAAACAUCGUUCACCAUUCCUAAAGAAACUUUGUUCAGCUUUAACAAAGAAGGUGAACUGGCCAAGGUUGUUUUUAUGACUCAUUACUCCAUGGCCGAUAUCCUGGGGGUCCAAGAGAAACCAAAGACAAAAACUGACCCUGAAGUGAGCGUUGAGGAGAAAUCUUCCGAGAAGAAAGAGAGAAUGGAGGAGAAGUCUGAUAUCAGACUUCACAUAGCUAGCUAUAUACUCAGCGCCUCACUAGGGGCAGAUGGACAUGCGCACAAGCUUCCAAAACCUGUGACCUUCAGGAUGAAACAUGUCACGGCUGGCUACAAAGAUCCAGUCUGUGCAUUUUUAAAUACGUCCAUCAGGGACCAUAACUUUUGGUCAACCAAGGGAUGUUAUGUGGAGACAAGAGAAGGGACAUUGGUUGUUUGUGUCUGUGAUCACUUUACUAACUUUGCUGUCAUGAUGUCACCAAUACACAUAUCUGAAAAAGAUUUUGCUGCACUAAGCAUCAUCUCAAGUAUUGGAUGUGUUAUCUCCAUAGUCUGUGUCACAGCCACCAUCAUUAUAUAUGCGGUUGUCUGGAGAUUUGUGAAAAGAGAUCGUUCUGUGCUCCAUACAAACUUGAGUGUUUCUCUCGGCAUUGGCUACAUCAUCUUUUUAUCAGGAAUCAACAGGACAGAAAAUGAAGUUGUGUGUAAGAUCAUUGCUGUGUUGCUCCAUUACUGUUUCCUGGUUGUGUUUUUUACUCUACUUGCUCAAGGAUUUGUCCUUCUGAAAUCAGCCACAAGCAUUUCAACUGUUUCAAUACUCAAAUAUCUGUUGCCCAUGGUAUAUGUCAUUCCAUUGAUCAUUGUGGUCACAUCAUUGAUUGUCACCAAGUCCAAAGGUUAUGGUACUGACAAGUUUUGCUGGCUGUCCCCAUCUGAUGGAUUACACUGGGCUUUUGCAGGGCCAGUCAUUUUUGUUAUUUCUGUGAACUUGAUUGUGUUGGUGGUAGUUCUGCAAGCCAUUCAAACCUCACGUGCUAUGCAGGAUAAGACAAAAACAGAACGCACAAAGUCAGCAGCCAGGAAUGUCCUAGUUUUGUCCCCUAUCCUGGGAGUCACAUGGUUGUUUGGUGUUUUCUCCAUCAAUAAUGAUCUCAUUGUUUUCCAAUAUUUGUUUGCUAUUUUUAACUCUAUCCAAGGUGUUUUAAUUUUUGUCUUCCACUGCCUGCUACAGCACCAGGUGAGAGAAGGGUUGAGUGUUCUAAGACACAGAUACAAGUCCAAGUCUCUUAUGUCCACGUCUAAAUCUACAGGCAGUAGUUCCAAUCCCAAGAAAAAUGGACUCAGUGAAGCUUCUGGUAUGUCCAGCAUCAUCACAGACAAGGAAGGGGCAGGAGGUAAACUGGUCACCAUAGCAGGUCAAAGUUGACGAGUUUGUCAUAAUCAGAACUGAAUUUUUUUAUUCUUUGUACUAGCCUCCCGUUGAGACAAUACAGUUUUAAAGAUUUAAAAAUUAAUUCACAAUAUGCUGUCUUUUUUAAAUUAAAUGGUUCUUCUUUUAUUUUAAAGAGAACUAACUCCUUAUUUUAGUCUCGCAACAUUAAUCACAGUUACUCCCCCUUAGAAAGAAGUGGCUCGUUGAAAUGGAGGGAGGGAAGUUAACCUUAGUCCUGUCACUGCUAGGAUUAAGUUUGGGUGGAACACAUGUUGACAUAAAUCUAUGCAAAUGUUGAGGAGCUAUACAUAUGUUUACAUGUGUGUUUAUGAACUAUGGUUUACAAUUCCUGAAAUUAAAUGUUAAUAUGGGUACACUUUUUUUGUCCUAUUUAUGUAGCGACUUAAGUUUAAAUAAAAAUGUGAUAGUUCACUUUUUGCUUAAAACUCAAAUAGAACUAAAAGUUUGGAAAGUUUAGAAUGACAUCCACCAGGUUUGAAUAUAAUACAUUUUAAAAACAUUUUGUCGUCUAACACUUAUUAAAAAAUAUGUGAAAAUUCAAGCUUAAUAAAAGUAUAAAUGUAAAUUUCAACAAAACAAAGAUGUUGUUAUAAAAUUUGCAAAUGCAGAGAACUUCAAAAGAAUAUUUUUAAAUUUUUUAUGUGACAUUUCUGUGUAAUUUUCAACUCCCGAUCAUAACCUUGACGAGUUUUACUGUACAACCUUUUGAUUGGGUUUAAUUUUAUCGGUACCGUAGGAUGUAGAUAAAGCUCGUAUGUUGUUUUAUUUAUUUAUUUUUUUGCCAAAAAUUUUUCAAAAUGCUGUAGCCUAUAGUUACCUAUAAAUGAUAAUAAAAUGCAUUAAACCACUAAAAAAAUGGACAAAACAAAAGAAUUCUAGUGUAUAUACGCAUUAUAUAUAAUCACGU